AUGGAGAAGAAAUUAAGAGAAAAGUUUUUGCCUUUAGACUAUGCACAAACUCUAUUUCGUAGAUUUCAAAAUCUGAAGCAAAACUUAUCUACUCUACAAGAUUACACAGAUGAAUUUUACCAGUUAUCCAUUCAGGUUGAGCAUCAAGAAUUUGAUGAACAAAUGGCUGCUAGGUAUGUAAAUGGAUUGAAGUUUUCAAUUCAGGAUGAAUUAAGCAUGCACCAGAUCGACAAUAUGGAAGAGGCCUAUCAGCUAGCUCUAAAGGCAGAAGAAAAACAAAACAGACAAUAUUUUCAAAGGAAUAGAGGAGCAAGAAGGGUUACUUCAUCUCCUUCACGUGGUGGUUCAAGUUAUGGUAUGGGAGAUUCAUCCCAAGGAGUAGAGAAGCAAGAUGAUACCUGCCCAAAGCCCUCUAAUCUACAACAAGGAUGA
Molecule: messenger RNA, 432 nt
Organism: Cryptomeria japonica (Japanese cedar)
Lineage: Eukaryota; Viridiplantae; Streptophyta; Pinopsida; Cupressales; Cupressaceae
Exons: 1
Coding region: 1-432 (143 amino acids)
Source: RefSeq, a predicted model, not a curated record